Eucalyptus grandis is the source of this 609-nucleotide messenger RNA. Its product is annotated as syntaxin-22. Gene Ontology annotation, biological process: intracellular protein transport; vesicle fusion; vesicle-mediated transport. Gene Ontology annotation, molecular function: SNARE binding; SNAP receptor activity. Gene Ontology annotation, cellular component: membrane; SNARE complex; endomembrane system. The record is from RefSeq and is a predicted model, not a curated record. Lineage: Eukaryota; Viridiplantae; Streptophyta; Magnoliopsida; Myrtales; Myrtaceae.
CCGAUUCCCGAUCAGAAAUUUCCUCAAUUUCUCCGAGAACGAACGAGGCGCGGGGAUUUCUCUCUCUCUCUCUCUCUCUCUCCUCGUACUCUCGAUUUCGCCCGGUCGAGAUUCCCGAGGGGUUGGGAGCGGCGCGUGGUCGGGCGGCCGCCGCGGGUGGUGGUGGUGGUGGUGGUGGAGUAGAGGAUGAGCUUCCAGGAUCUCGAGGCCGGCCGCGGGCCGGGAGGGUCGAGGUGCGGGGAGCUGCUCAACGGACGCACGCAGGCCGUCGUCUCUGGCGUCUUCCAGAUCAACACCGCCGUCAACACCUUCCAGCGCCUCGUCAACACCCUCGGCACGCCCAAGGAGACCCCCGAGCUCCGCGAGAAGCUGCACAAGACAAGGCUACAUAUUGGACAGUUGGUGAAGGAUACAUCGGCCAAGCUUAAACAAGCUAGCGAAACAGAUCAUCACGCUGGACUUAGUGCCAGAAAGAAGAUUGCAGAUGCCAAACUGGCAAAAGAUUUUCAGGCGGUUCUUAAAGAGUUUCAGAAGGCUCAACGGCUUGCAGCUGAGAGAGAAACAGCACAUGCACCGUUUGUUCCCCAGGCCAUACUUCCUUCGAGGUAA